Closterium sp. Naga37s-1 is the source of this 1374-nucleotide messenger RNA. The record is from the annotation of a GenBank genome assembly. Lineage: Eukaryota; Viridiplantae; Streptophyta; Zygnematophyceae; Desmidiales; Closteriaceae.
AUGCCCGGGUCGGGUCGGGUCAGCCCUGAGGCGCUGCUGGUGUCGCUCCUGGCUGCCCGGAGAGUGCUGGGCCGCGUGGUGGGGCAGGCAGGCAGUGCAGCAGCGCCAGGCAGACCGGGCAGUGAGGACCUGCCUCCCGCACCUGCUGCUGCUGCUGCUGCUGCUGCUGGUGGUGGUGGUGGUUCUGCUGGUGUGGGUGUGCGGGGCGAGGCUACUGCCACGUUCCCAUGGGCGAGUGAGGAGGGCAUGGCAGCGCAGCGCCUGGUGGCAUACGUGUCGGACCAGACGCAUGCAUGUGCGCUCAAGGCGUGCCGUGUGGCAGGCAUGCCCGAGGGCAACGUGCGAGUGCUGCCCACCACUGCCGCAUCAACAUACGCCCUCACUGCCCGCCAGCUGUUGGAUGCGGUGCAGAGCGAUGAGGCUGCUGGCCUCCUUCCCUUCUUCCUCGUCCUCACUGUUGGCUCCACGUCAUCCACUGCUGUGGAUCCAAUCGCCCCACUGGCUGCCAUUGCGAAGGCGCAUGGCAUGUGGGUGCAUGUGGAUGCGGCGUGUGCAGGCAUGGCGAGCAUGUGUGCUGAGAUGCGCCACCACCUGGCAGGCGUGCACCUGGCCGACUCACUAGCCUCCAACGCUCACAAGUGGCUGCUCACCAGCUUUGGCUGCUGCUGCCUCUGGACCCAGGACAGCACGUCUCUGGUGGAGGAACUGUCUAUACUGCCGGAGUAUCUUAGAAAUAAGAUUAAUCAUGUUCAUCCACACACGCACUCCCUUCCUCCCUGCUUUCGCCCCCCUAUGUGCCGCACACGGCAGGCAUCAGAGAGGCAGCAGGUGGUGGACUACAAGGACUGGGAGAUUCCCAUCGGCCGCCGCUUCAGGUCACUGAAGCUGUGGAUGGUGCUGCGCACGUAUGGAGCAGAGGGCAUCCGCGCGUACAUCAGGCGCCACGUGGCGCUUGCUGAGUGGUUCGAGGAGGCCGUGCGCCAAGAUGAGAGGUUCCAGCUGAUGGCGCCACGCCCCUUCGCCCUCGUCUGCUUCCGCCUCAAGCCGCCCACCCCUUCCGCCUGCACAAACAGUGGGAUGGCGUGUGGUGGUGCAGGUGAGGGGGAGGUGGAGAAGGGGGUGGAGGGCACGGACGAAGGGAGGGAGGUGAACGCGGCGCUACUGGAGGCGAUCAACAGCAGCGGGCAGGCAUACCUCACACACACGGUGCUAUCAGGGCAGUACACGCUGCGCAUGGCAAUAGGGGCGGUCAAGACGGAGAUGACGCAUGUGCAGGCGGCGUGGAGGCUCAUCCAAACGGAAGCUUCCAAGUUGCUGCAAGAGGGCAAGUUUCCAACUGCAAGAGGGCAAGAAGAAAUUGCUUCAGAAGGAUGA